Molecule: messenger RNA, 1023 nt
Organism: Trichomonas vaginalis G3
Lineage: Eukaryota; Parabasalia; Trichomonadida; Trichomonadidae
Product: cell redox homeostasis
Exons: 1
Coding region: 1-1023 (340 amino acids)
Cellular component (GO): endoplasmic reticulum
Source: RefSeq, a predicted model, not a curated record
AUGUUUUUCCUAAUUGCUGGUUCUUUUGUUUCAGCUGGUGAUAUACUUUAUAAAUCACUUAACCCAAACAACUUCGAACAUGAAGCUCUUGGCCCAAUUCCAACUCUCGUUCGUUAUUUCUCAUCUCACCGCGCAAAUUCCCUUGCUCUUGAUGAACAAUGGGACUUCCUUUCAAUGAUGUUCGACGGUGUUGAAGGUAUUAAGGUCGCUGCUGUUAACUGCGGCAAGUUCCACUCUUUUUGUUAUAAAAUGGGUGUUUCAAUGACUCCACAAAUUCGUCUUUACAACCAAAGUGGCGUUUCCAUUUAUGAUGGCGGUAUGUCCCAUGAGUCUCUUGCUCGCUGGACUACAGGCCUUACAGGUGCUCGUCCAAAGGAACUUCCAUUCGCACUUAGGAAGCCAAAUGGCCGUGUUUUCAAGGAGCUCAUCAACAAGACACACUGCGUCUUCGCCAUGUUUUACAAUCCUUCAUCUAAAGGAGAUUCCGGAUUCCUUGAAGCCAUGCGUAAGGUUGCUGAUGCUUUCAGAUAUGAUGACCGUGUCGAGAUUUGCGCUAUUGAUACAGAUCUUUACAAAUUCUUCAAUUGGGACUAUGAUCUUACAUUUAUGCCAGAUUGCCGCCUUUGGUGCAAGGAUGAAACAGAUCCAAUCAAGUACGAAGGCCACAAGACAGCUGAUGAUUUAAUCGACUUCAUUAACGAUUAUUGUGGUACAAUGAGAGGUUUGAAUGGCCGUCUCCACGCUGAAGCUGGCGUUAUCGAUGAAGUUUCCCAAAUCGUCGAAGAUUUCAUUACAAAAGGCCGCAGACCACAGUAUAUCUCAGAUAUGGAACAAGUUGAAGGCACAAAGUACUACGUAACAGUCAUGAAAGAGGUCAUCGAGAAAGGUGAAUCCUUCAUUACUGAGGAACGCGAACGUCUUAAUAAGCUUCUCGACUCAAACCAGUUAUCUCCAGAUAAAAUCGAUGAAUUCCAGAUUCGUGUUAACAUCUUGAGUGUAUUCGCACAAUACCUUGAUGAGUAA